UCACAUGGAAAGCCCCAGUCGUCACCCUCUCUAGAGAAGCGCCAGCAGUAGUCGAACCGCACCAAGAAGAAGAGCUAAAGACGGACAGUAGUGGGGAAAAUGGAGGUUUCGAGCCGCAGGCGUACUCGUUCCCAGGCGGCCCCGGACUGGAAAGUGAAUGAUUCUCUCAUUCUGGUGAAUGAGAUGGCAGCGAUUGAAGUCGACUGUUCAAAAGCUUUGUCUUCCUAUCAGAAAUGGAAGAUAAUUGCUGACAAUUGCACUGCUUUGGGUGUACUUCGCGAUCUGAAUCAGUGUCGUCGGAAAUGGGAUUCCUUGCUCUCCGAGUUCAACAAGAUCAAGCUGUUUGAUUUGUAUUGGACUUCGGACAAACAAAAGAGAAAACAACACGGCCUUCCUGAGGAUUUCGACCAUGAGCUGUUCAAAGCUAUCGAUGCUUACUUGAGGCUCAAGGAGGACGAAGCUGACACUGAACCGGAUAGUGACCCAGAAGCAGAAGCUGACAUGCUUAAAUCAAUUGCAGAACUAGUAGGGUGCAAGAGGCAGAAGCGGCGAUUGAUGCACGCGAAGAACUAUGCAGAAGAAGUGCCUCCAACAAGCUGUGCACAAGCAUUGCCUCAGAUAUCCUGCACACAAGGAGAGACACACAGAGAAUCCAUAGAAGAAACACCUCAAAAGAGCUGCACAGAGGAAAAGGAGAGAAACAUUAAUAUUGUAGGAGAAAGGGAGCAAAUGAUGGUGGAGGAACUGCGUGAGAAUGCACAACUAAUUAAUGACAUUGUGAAAGGGAACAUCGCUGGGAGUGUCGUCUAUGAGGCUGCCAACAUGAAUGCUACUAGUGCUGAGGAUUUCCAUGCUGAUUUUGUGAAGCGUCAAGGGGACAGGCUCAUUGCUUGCCUUGGAGAUGUUGUUGAUACCUUGAAUAGAUUGUUUGAUAUGUAACAAGACUCGCAUAUACCUAUCGGAUAUCCAGCUAGCACUAACCAGCUAGUAUAAUAUUGUAUAUAUACAACUAAUGAUGGGACUCUUAUGUGGAUCUCAUCAUAAUCCCAAUAAUUUCAAUGAAUUGUUGGCCACCCUCUUCCUUUAAAUGCUAAAAAAUCUGCAUGCAUGAUUUGGA
This is a messenger RNA of Tripterygium wilfordii, 1117 nucleotides long. RefSeq lists its product as uncharacterized. Lineage: Eukaryota; Viridiplantae; Streptophyta; Magnoliopsida; Celastrales; Celastraceae. The record is from RefSeq and is a predicted model, not a curated record. The transcript is spliced from 2 exons. The coding region runs from base 100 to 939 and encodes 279 amino acids.